UGGAUGGUGUCGAUGAUACGGGAUCGUUUUGUGGAAAACGCGGAAGUAUUCUAACUUUGUCCCAUCAGCGUUUCCGUAGAACAAAGCUGCUACUCUGCUUUGAAACAAUUAUCAAGCUCCUGUCAAACCCUCACCUCAAUUUAACAACUACAAGAAGUGAAUGUGAUGGUUUUGGCUCAAAGAUGACAAGCUGCCUGAACUUAUGACCGACCGAGAAUCCUAAAUUUACCAGGUCAAAGUCGAGGUUCCACACAGGGUGACCCAUGCUUUCUGAUGAGCUAGAGUCCAAACCAGAGCUGCUGGUGCAGUUUGUGCAGAACGCCUCCAUCCCGUUGGUGCAGGGUUUGGAGGAUUCAGAGUCCAAACACUCCUGCCUGCCUCUGCUGGCUCCGGCUGAGAGCUCGCUGUGCAGCCACCUUGAGCUCACAGAUGCAGGGCUGAGCCAUGAACCCGGCAAUUCUCCUUCAUUGCCAGAGUUUGGAGGGGUAUCAGAGCAAAGCCCUUUAGUGGCCCAGACCCAUCCUCACCCGCAGGCCUCACCGAGCUCCCCACCCAUCCUCCAUGACCUACAGCAGUCAGACAGCACUUCCUAUGUGCUGCUAAACCUUACAAAAGGCAUCACUGCUUCUUCAGAGUCCCUGAUCUUCACCGCAGAUGGCGCUGGUGAGGAUGAUGAUGAGGGGGUCUCAUCAGGGGACUACGGGAUAGAUGGCAGUGCUCCCUGGUAUCUGCGAGUGCAGGAACUGGCACACGACAGUCUGAUUGCGGCCACGCGGGCACAGAUUGCGAGAGAUGCCAAGGCCAGCCAGGAUGCCAGAGUCGCAAGUGUCAGUAAUGGCGACCACACACACGGUUUGACAGCAGACGCAGACAAGCGAGAGCUGCCAUCUCGGACCGGCCGCCCCCUCGCCAAGCAGGUCCUGCGCUGCUCGUUCGAGGGAUGCUGCAGGACUUUCACUUGGCCAGCUCAUCUCAAAUACCAUCUGAAAACCCACCGGAAUGACCGCAUGUUCAGGUGCGGCGCGGAGGGCUGCGGGAAGAGCUUCUACGUGCUGCAGAGGCUGCAGGUUCACAUGAGGACGCACAACGGCGAGAAGCCCUUCAUCUGCAAGGAGAAGAACUGUGGCAAGAAGUUCACCACGGCUGGAAACUUGAAGAACCACAGACGCAUACACACAGGAGAGAAGCCCUUCCUGUGUGAAGCAGAUGGUUGCGGGCGAUCAUUCGCAGAGUAUUCCAGUCUACGAAAGCAUAUGUUGGUGCAUUCUGGUGAGAAGCCCCAUCACUGUGGGAUUUGUGGGAAGACAUUCUCUCAGUCAGGCAGCAGAAAUGUCCACAUGAGGAAGCGACACGGAGAAGAAAGUCUCAGCAGUGACAGCAGAGAAACAGGAGAGGCUCUGACCCAGAGCAGCCUGCUGGAGGCCGAUGGUGAGAACGGCAACGGGAUGGUCACCAUGACAACAGCUGUGGAACCCAUGAAUCUGGAUCACGCCAUGCUGCGGUCACCAGGCUCCGCAGACUCAGUGGUAGUUCUCUCUCAGCCACAUGAACUGGUGACCAUGACGACUGAAGGCCAUGCAUAUGGAGAAGAUGUGGUGGCACUGCUGUAGUCUGCCUUGACAAACACCACACAGUGUAUUUCAGCAGUGCUAGGCUUAGUCACAGUGGAUUAAACAUACUAUCUGUAUAUAGAUUAAUUAUGGACUUUAACCUCUGUAGAUAUUUGUAAAUUAGCAACCGAUGGUUUUAUUUUAACAAGCGUGAAAUGGCAGAGUUUGUACAAACAGCUUUUUCCCUCAAGUUUUUCAAAACAAGUAGUCCCAAAGAAACAAUGACACGGGUUUAAAGGUUUGUAAAAAGUAUUGUACAUCACUGUAAACACAGGUUGAAAUCCAGUGACUGUCUCAAAUGAAAACAACUCAACUUCAUCUUAAACUACAAUGGCUGAUGAGGUUGACUGUCAAAUUAACUGGAUUCACAUUCAUAACAUAUCCUUAACAAUCACAUUGAUGCAUGUAAACACUGAUCUUGCCCAGCACAACCAGUCAGACUUGAUGUUCAGCAGUAGAAAAUACAAUAUCUGUCAUUUAAUCCAGAAAUGCCCCAAAUGCAUUAACUGAGUUGUUAACAUUGUCUACUCAAAUGUCAACCUCCAGUGCUUCACAUGCUUUGCGCAAGGCAAUGCAUUGCUUAUUUACAGCUCAAUAUAUUAACACUUGUGAAUAAGAGCUUUUUAAAAAAGAAAAUUACUUAUGAGGUUAGUUGUGCCCUCAAGAGACAGUAGAUGUCUGGGGCUCUUAGAUAAGGUGCUGCGCAUUGCCAUUUGUUCUUGAGCACCACCUAAACCAGCAGUUUUUGUUUCAAGCUUCUCCUCAGUGGAUCUUCAGGUGGUGGAAAUGGUCCAACGUAGCACCCAGAGCCCAGCUUGCCUCGACGUUAUUCACUUUCUUGGUCAACUAGGAGGGAGAAAACCCCCAAAACAAAUGUCAAAUGCCUUUUAUAUUUAUUAAAAUAAAAUGGAAACAA
Molecule: messenger RNA, 2526 nt
Organism: Betta splendens (Siamese fighting fish)
Lineage: Eukaryota; Metazoa; Chordata; Actinopteri; Anabantiformes; Osphronemidae
Gene: znf410
Product: zinc finger protein 410
Exons: 12
Coding region: 264-1610 (448 amino acids)
Biological process (GO): regulation of transcription by RNA polymerase II
Cellular component (GO): transcription regulator complex; PcG protein complex
Molecular function (GO): RNA polymerase II cis-regulatory region sequence-specific DNA binding; DNA-binding transcription factor activity, RNA polymerase II-specific
Source: RefSeq, a predicted model, not a curated record